AUGGCAAGUCCGGUUGCAGACAUAGGACAGUCUCAUCAGCAUCAUCAGCCGGUGACCGAGUCGGCCGCAGACUCCGCGUUUCUGGAGGCGCAGAGAUGGAUAGAGGCUGUGACGGGAAGAUGCUUUGGUGACAAGGACUUCAGAGGAGGUUUGGAGAAUGGGAUACUGCUAUGCGAGUUGCUGAGCUCUAUUAAACCCGGUCUGGUGAAGAAAAUUAACAGGCUUCAAACACCCAUCGCUGGCCUGGACAACCUCAGUGUGUUUCUGCGCGGCUGUGAGGAGCUGGGACUGAAAGGCUCCCAACUGUUUGACCCUGGAGACCUGCAGGACACGUUGACGCGCCCCACCGCCAAGGGAAGCGACUGCAGCCGAAAGCUGAAGAAUGUUCUAAUCACCAUCUACUGGUUGGGUCGUGCUGCCAACGGCUGUACCUCCUACAACGGUCCCACGCUGGACCUGAAAGAGUUUGAGGGCCUGCUGUCACAGAUGCGAAAGGAGGCGGAGGAGGCAGAGAGCCCUCAACGCAGCAUCCGGGACAGUGGCUACAUCGACUGCUGGGACUCCGAGCGCAGCGACUCUCUCUCCCCGCCACGCCACGGCCGAGAGGACUCCUUCGACAGUCUGGACUCCUUCGGCUCACGCUCACGACAGACCCCGUCGCCCGACGUCCUGGUCACCCGCGGCAGCAGUGAUGGCCGCGGCAGUGACUCCGAGUCCGACGCCCCCCACAGGAAGAUGCCAGACGUCCGUAAGGAUGACAUGUCGGCACGGCGGACGUCCGUCAGCGAGCCACGGACCGCCAUGCCCUUCAACCAGUACCUGCCCAACAGGAGCAACCAGAGCGGCUACGUGCCCACGCCACUACGCAAGAAGAAGAACGAUAAAGAGGAGGGAGCACGCAAGAGUUGGAGCACUGCUACAUCACCUGUAGCGGGAGACAGACCUUUCAGUACUCCGGCUCGCUCGUGCUCGGAGGAACUCUUCCACCAUCCGACGACUCGAGCAGCAAACGCUGCAGCGACCCCCGUGGUCGCAACAAACCCCGUCAUCUCCUCCGUGAAACAUCCACCUGUGACGGAGCAGCAGCAGCAGCAGGAGGAGGAGGAAGCGGCAGUGAGGAAGGGAGCGGCUGAUGUCCCAUUAGUCGCUGAUGUAGAGCGAGAUGAGAAUCGUUCCCGCCAAAUUCUGGCCUCUCCAAAACAAGUAACAGCCCCGACUCCCCCAAAUUUCCUUCCUGUACCCACUGCCAUGGCAACGGCUACAACAGCAACAACCGAUACAGGCCGACGGAAGGGAAGGGCGCUGAGUGAAAGUGACGACCAGCAAGGAGGGAACUCUUGGUGUCUUCCAGCAACAUUCAGCCGCACACAUAGUGUGUCAGAUGACCCGCAAAGUGUGAGUAUGAUCGACAUGCGUGGUGAGGAGGAGGCUAACUUGCAGCCUCACAGUCAGGUGCGUCAUGAGCUGAUGCACAACCAGUACAACAGGAUGAAGGAAGAGGAUGAUCACUGGCAGGACGACCUGGCCCGAUGGAAAAACCGGAGGAGGAGUAUCUCACAGGACCUGAUCAAGAAAGAGGAGGAGAGGAAGAUGAUGGAGCAGUUGAUGACUGGAGGCCCCUGUACCUCCCAUAGGAGGAGAAGCAUCAAGACCUACAGAGAGAUAGUGGAGGAGAAGGAGCGUCGUGAGGAUGACCUCCGGGACGCGUACAGGAGAGCCAGAACCCAAGAGGAGGCGUCCCUCAUCCUGCAGCGUUACGCCCAGCGCUUCUCCAUCAGCGACGCGGUCCUGGAACGCCUUCAGUUGCCAAAGCUGCUGGACCGCAGCAUAUCUGCUGAUCCUUCCUUACUCUGCUCUCCCUUCCCUAUGUCCCUCUCCCUGUCCUCCUCCCCAACGACCCCAGACCCCUUCGACGUGGACCCCAACGGGCCCAUGAGGUAUCUGCGCCAGCAGUCCGCCCCGGCUCCCAAGUUCACGUCUACACUGGAGGCGCGAAUCGAGGAGUUUCCCAAAGAGUCCCCUCCCCAGCGGCCUCAGAUUCGCUCUCGCUCGUCCGAGCCGCCGUCCAACCGAACCCUGUCGCCCAAACCGGUGCCUUUGCUGAUGCCCAAGCCUUGCUUCCAGCCCCGGCCAUCAGCGGUUGAACCAUCGCCCAGCAAGGCGGAUGGUUUGCUCCGAGUCAACGGCGACAUAGGAAGUGUCGACGCUCCCUCUACGCCCGAGAGUCAAGGAAGGGAAUCCCCUUCUCUCUUCCAGGCGUCCCCUUCCAAAACCAGCAACGGCACUGUAGACGCUCCGUCGUCAGCAACUUCACUAACACGCAGUCCAGUCGCCUCAACCGGAGGAGAAAACCCAGUAUCGACAAAGGCCAAGGAGGCACAAAUUGACACAGAACCGACUUCUAAGGACGUCCAAGAAGUCAUUCAACAUUCGACACCCAGCCGGCCGACCUCGCUCUCAUCGGAGCUGCAAAAGACAGAAGAAACCUUUGCAGAGACUGGAAGCCAGUCAGUAGCUGCUCCAGAGGAGAAGAAGUCAAAUGCUGCAGCUCAACAAACACCUGCUGCAGAAGCCAAACCAGAAAAAACAGAACCAUCUGGUCAAAUCAUCUGCAAAGUUGUCCAGUCGGGAGUCAACACACAGCAAAGUCAGCCUGUAACUGUACAGGCAACUGUUCCCAGUUCCCAAGCCUCAUCACAGAGAAGAGAGAAUGUACCAAGCAUAGCUGCACCAGGAUCAUUUGAAUAUCACCCACCAAGGGAAACGUCAGCAGAGCUUGCAAACAGUAUCAGGUCGCCGCUGGCAACCAGCAACCCUAAGUUACGCUGGGAGUUCUUCGUUCCUCCAGAAGAGAUGGAGAAGGAAAGUCGUGGAAACGAGAAGUACCGGCGCGAGCAGGAGAAGCUGAAGGAGGAGUGGGAGAAAGCCCAGAGGGAGGUGGCGGAAGAGGAGAGGAAGUACAACGAGGAGGAGCGUAGGAUACUGGAGGAAACUGUGGCGCCUCUGACUCCUCGCUCCUCCGCCCUGCCGUCCCCAAGCCGAGGAGAGGUCUCCUCCACCUCGGAGUCCCAGGACACCAUCGUCCGUUCGCUGGCCGACUGGGAACGCAAGCAGGAGUUCAUGGAGAGGCAGUCGAGGGGGAGCACAGAGAGCGUCGAAUGGAAACGCAGAGAAAACGACAGGACCAGUGACAUCAGCACCGCGGACGACAGCAUGAAAACAGCCAGAAGCUCGGUGAGUCAGAGCAGCAGCAGUCAGGCAGAGGCACUCGGUCACAGUCUGCAGAACGGCAACAAACUUCCUGCGAUGUCGACCAAAAGCUCGACUCCAGUGAAGAAACGAGAAGAACCUUCAGCAGACAGCAACAAGCCCAGUCGGCCUGCAGGAGACAGGAGGAGUGGUCCCAUUGAUAAUAACAUGUGCCGCAGCUCAUCGAAACCCCCCGCAGCAUGUCCACCGCCUCCAGACACACUGCCUCCAGCACCCAACAGGUCUGUCAGUGGGAAGAAGCUGUGCUCCAGCUGUGGGCAGCCGUUGGGGAAGGGGGCGGCCAUGAUCAUAGAGACCCUCAGUCUGUACUUCCACAUUCACUGCUUCAAGUGUGGUGUGUGUAAGGGACAGUUAGGCGACACGACUACGGGGACAGACGUCCGGAUCAGAAACGGCCUCCUCAACUGCCACCAGUGCUACAUCCGCUCCCGCUCGGCCGGACAGCCAACCACGUUGUGACGCUCAACAGAAAAGCACAAGGUUCAUGGAAGAAACCCCCCCCCCCCCCCCCCACC
This is a messenger RNA of Anoplopoma fimbria (sablefish), 3785 nucleotides long. Its product is annotated as LIM and calponin homology domains-containing protein 1-like. Gene Ontology annotation, biological process: regulation of focal adhesion assembly; positive regulation of stress fiber assembly. Gene Ontology annotation, cellular component: stress fiber. NCBI's taxonomy places the organism in Eukaryota, Metazoa, Chordata, Actinopteri, Perciformes, Anoplopomatidae. Gene Ontology annotation, molecular function: myosin II head/neck binding. The record is from RefSeq and is a predicted model, not a curated record.